CUAGAGAGUACGGGUAUUACAAUUUACAAGUGUGUGGAUGAAUUAAAUGACAUUAUUUCGUGCUCGAUAUAGAGAUUUGUAUAAAAUACCAAAACAAUGAACCAUUCCUAUAAAAUAAAAAAUUAAAAUUUGGAUUUAUCUGAGUUGAAGGUUUGUCUGUUCCUAAAUAAACAAAAGAUGUUCAGUUUCAUGAAAAAGAGUGGCUGUGAAAAAGAUGAUAAAGAGAAGAAGAAAAAGGAUAAAAAAGAUCGCAAAGAAAAUAAGAAAAGAGAAAGAGGAAACAUGACUACUGAAGAGUUGCUCAGAUUGGAUGAGGUUCGACGCUCAUUGAAAAUUAGAGGACGUCGAAAAGAAAAAGAAAAACUACCUAGUGGAAUAACGGCUGAUUACAGUGCAAGUUUUUUUGCCGAGUUAAGUAGAAACAAUGAUGGAGCUUGUGGACCUAGCUCUCAUAGUCGUAGUGAUAAUCUAACCCAAAGUGAUAGUUCGGAAACGAGCAUGACAUCUAUUAACAAUCCCGGUCCAUCACACAGUAACUUGCCUCCACUACCUCCUCGACCACCCAAGCGCGGGAUCCUCAAACAAACUCCGAAAACCUCUAGUAAUAAUGACUUAUUAAGUCAGGGAGAUACAUCUUACACUCUAAUGAGGAACACGUUACAAAACGAAGUUAUAACUUAUCAGAACUUACCAAAGCGAUCGGCCCCGGACGGAACCAAUGAAGGUGUUGAAGACUCAUCGUCAAUCGGCAGUGGAGAUCACACGCCUAGCAGUUAUCUGACUGCUCCAGUAGUCAAGGACGGCAAGACCCCGAGUAUCGACAGUCUAACUGACUCGGCAACUAACAGCAGUUUUGCCACUCCUCCCUUUAGCAUGAGUCCUGUCGGAGAAAGCCAAAGUCAUCCAUCAAAUCUGGAGAGUAGUUUGUGUUGUGAUCUCUCUCUGCCAAGAAUAGAACCUGUGAGACUACCCAAGCCACGAGUAUUGUCCAUCUCACGUCAACCUCCUCCCCGAAAUGACUUUGGAUUCUCGUUGCGCCGCGCGAUGGUAGUUCAGCGAGACACCAGUGGAGGGGGCGGUUACACACUCUCAGCUGUCAUCUUUGCUGAACCCGGCGCGAUUGUUCAACAUCGGAACGAUACGGGUCUGCUUCCAGGAGAUCGGUUGCUGGAAGUCAACGGUGUCAAAGUCGAUGAUAAGUCCCGUGAAGAAGUGAUAGAGAUGAUAAAAUCAUCAGGUGCAGUGGUCAGUGUUAAGGUGCAACCAGUCAGUGAGUUGAGUGAAUUGAGUCAUAGAUCUACAAUGGACGGGCAGACGGUGGAGUUAGAUGACAGCAACAUUCGAGGCGGAACUCUAAGACGAAGUGGCAGUCGACGGUUCAAUCACUCAAACAUGGCUAAAACAGAAGAACAAGUAGCUUUGGAGCGCGAUUGGCUGCAGAAGGAUCAUCUCUGGUUGAUUCAUCGGAAUGGGUUUUCAGCCGUGACUGUUCUCUCACACCAACCCGACAUCCACAAAAUGACUGUGUCUGUAGACAGUAGCGGGGAAGAGAUACAGAUUGAAGAAGAUGAAGUAGAAAAGGCAAAUCCUCCGACUCUAGACAGAGCGGAAGACUUGACACAGUUACUCUAUGUCAACGAGUCUAGUGUACUCAACACCCUCAGACAGAGGUACGCAGCCAACCUGAUCCACACUUACGCAGCCGAUGUCCUCGUCAUCAUCAAUCCUAUGGCACCUCUCGCAAUAUACUCGGAAAAGGUGUGUCACAUGUUCCGAGGAUGUAAGACGGAAGACAUGCCUCCCCACAUCUACGCUACUGCGCAGUCUGCGUACGAAACUGUCAUAUCCACCAGACACGACGGUUCUGUUGUAUUCAUGGGACACUCCGCCAGUGGUAAAACUACGAACUUCCGUCACACGCUUCACUACUUGGCUUUGGUCGCUGGAUACCAAAAUAAGGUGAUUAUCCCCGAAAAACUGAAUGCAAUUUGGACCUUGUUAGAGGCAUUUGGGAAUGCCAGUACUCAAAACAAUGUUAAUGCUACUCGCUUCACACACAUAUUCAGUUUGGAUUUCGACCAAUCAGGGGCAAUCGCUUCGGCUUCGGUGCAGCUUCUUUUGAAUGAGCGUUGGCGUGUCGCGUACAGACCAGAACAAGAAUCUACAUUCCAUGUAUUCCGACGGCUGAUCCAGGGCUGUGAUGGUAAUUUACGCAAGGAACUCGCCCUCGACGCUGUGGGGGAGAACAACCCUUACAUUGGACUCAUCAGCAAGGUCGAAGACCUCCAAAAAGCUAUUGGAGAAUUCUCUCGCCUUUGCGGAGCUCUGACUGUGAUAGGAGUAUCAGACUCUGAAGCUAAAGUGAUUUGGUCUGUGAUUUCAAGUAUUCUUCAUUUAGGAGCAGCAGGAGCAGUGUACAACAAGUCGGCGAACAGGUGGCAGUUUGGAAGAGCAAAUGCUGCCCAAAGAGCGGCCCAACUUCUCGGCACGACGGUGGACAAGUUGACGCAGUUGUUGUUCGGCUACUCCGAGACUGGUUUUGUCUCCCCGCCUGAGAUGGACGAUGGACAACUAGCUCUGGAUGCCUUUGUGGUUGGAUUGUACAGCGAACUUUUCAAUGUCAUCGGGUUUUUCAUAAAUAGAUGUAUCACCAUGAAGGUUCACACAGUCUUUUCCCUACUGGUCGUGGAUAGCCCAGGGUUCCAACAACAGAGCUCUCAUGGUGACAGUGUAGCUUUCUACAAUCUCUACAUCAACUACCUGGCCGAGAGAAUCAACCAACUCUUCCAACAUAGGAGUAUCGUGGCUCCAAGGGAGCAAUAUCUACAGGAACAAGUGAGUUUGCUGGAUGGAGAAGAGGAGGGAGGAGUUUGUGAGUCAAGUAGGCAACUCCUAUCUGCUCUAGACUCCAACUCCAGCUCCAACUCCCGAGGGUUGUUCUGGCUGCUGGAUGAUCUGUCCUCGGACGCCUUCGUCACUGACCUGGCCCUCGUAGACAAACUCUUCAAUGUCAUCAGAGAGAAUGACGGGUUGAUCAAGAAAGGUCCAGCUCUAGAUCAGAUAACUCUACUCCACUGUGGCUCCAAUACUCCGGUUGUAUACUCCAUGGCAGGCUGGCGUAGACAAUGCCUUGAUCAUCCUCUGAUUCGCACAGCCGGCUCACUUCUCAAGGAGUCAUUCAAGAAGGAAGUGAGUGAGAUGUUUGUGAAGAGUUGGGGAGCUGGAUUGACAAGUACACUGACGGGUUCUAUCGUAGGACUGGAGGGUUACCAAACACUAAGGAAGGGCUCGACCAUGCAUCGCUCUGCCACCUCCCCUCUUAAACACAAGUCAUUCUCCUUGCAGCUUAAGUUUACAGUGGACGGUCUGAUAGACACACUCAAGCGUACAAGGAUCAAGUUUGUCCAGUGUCUACUGCCUCAUCGUACUGCUGGACUAACUGACACCUCCCCCCCUGAUACACUCAUCAACAUUCCUCUAGUUAGAAUGCAGAUUCGCGGGUUCAGAGUUCUGGAUGCUGUAAGACUUUACCGCCAAGGUUUCCCCAAGUCAAUGUCUCACAGAGAGUUCACCAGAAGGUUUCAUCUCCUUUGUCCAACUGUCACAUUGCACGACAACCAGGAGAAGGCUGCUGUAGAAGAGAUGACCACAGUUCUGGACAUUGACUCGGCCAGCCACAGGAUCGGACUUUCCAAGAUAUUCUUCAGAGCGGGUGUUUUGCCACGGCUGGAGUCCCAACGAGAUGAGAAACUCGCAGGAAGAGUCGUCCACUUCCAGGCCCACUGCCGCGGCUACUUGGCCAGGAAGAGAUUUGCCAAACGCAAGGUUGAACAGCUGGCAGUCAGAUGUAUACAGCGGAAUGUACGCAAGUUUCUCAGUGUUAGAGACUGGCCGUGGUGGAGGUUGCUGGUUAGGGUCAUGCCGUUACUCAACGUUCACCGAACUGAGGAGGAACUUCGCUCAAAAACUGAAGAGCUUGAGAACCUUAAAACCAAGUUUGAGAAGCUUGAACAAGAAAAGUCAAUGUUCCAACUAGAAAUCAGCAAACUAGAAGCUAAGUUGAGCGAGUUGACGAUGGACCUUGCGGAGGAACGUUCGUCUGCAGCUCUAGCCAAUCAGAGACUGAAGAUGGAGAGUGCGGAGAAAAUGAGGCUGGAGAAAGAACUAGGAGAUAUCCAGAAACAGAAGCAACAGUUGAUGGAGAACAGCGAGAGACUGGAGAUGGAGCUCAUGUACAGUCGCAGCUCCGAGUUGAACGGAGCGUUAGAGGGGGAAGGUGAUGACGAGUCUGCGUAUAAACAGCGUUAUGAGCGAGCUGCGCGAGAGCUGGCGUUCACCCGACGCAGACUACAACAACAGCAUCAGGACGAUCUAGAACAGCUUGUGGCACUCAAGAAACAGUUUGAAAAAAAGCUCUCAGAUGCUUAUGAAGAGGUUGAGGAGCAGAGGCAGGUCGUUGGACAGUGGAAGCGGAAAACCCAGAAACUGGCCUCUGAGAUGAACGACUUGAGAUUGCUCCUGGAGAAGCAGAACUCUAGGAACGACAUGUUGGAGAAGAAACAGAGAAAAUUCGACACAGAAAUCCAGCUGCUUACAGAUGAACUGCGACAGGAAAAGACCAAUAAGGAGCGAGCGUUGAGGGAGAAGGAGAUGGCUCUAGCAGACAAAUACACGAUGGAGCAAAACUUAAGCGGGGUAAAACUUGAAUUGGAGCUGAAAGAGCAGAAAGUGAACAGUUUGACCGCUGAACUCAGUGAACUAACAUUCAGUGGAAGCACAGAGGAGGACGUAGGUUUGCUGAAGAAGGCCAAACACCAAUUACAGAACAAAGUUAAAGAACAGGAGGAGGAGCUAGAUGAUCUAGCAGGUCAAGUCCAACUUUUGGAGCAGGCUAAGCUGAGAUUGGAGAUGACACUGGAACAGAUACGUAAAGAGAACAAGAAGGAAUUAGCUCAGCGAGAUGAAGAACUGGAGGAGGUGCGGUGUAACGCUCACAAGAAAGUCAAAGCUUUAGAAUGUCAACUGGAAAAUGAGCAUGAGCAGAGAACUCUAUUGUUACGGGAGCGUCACGAGAUGGAACGCAAACUGGCAGAGUACGAAGAGAAGAUACACAGCAACCGUAGCAGCGAACAGGAACAGCUGCAGAAACUGCGGAGGGACCUCAAGCGGACCAAGGCUCUGCUCCGGGAUGCUCAAACCACCAUCGAACAAUCCCGGUCAGACGCUCCGAACAAAGCUGUUAUGCGACAGUUACGCAACCAGUUGGAGGAUGCAGAGUGUGCAAGGUCUUUGGCAGUCAAAGCCAAGCAAGCUGCUGAAUCUGAGCGCUCCGAGGCAGCGUCUGCACUCGAGGACGCCACCAAGGCUCGCACGGAGGCUGAGGAUCGAGCAUCCUCUCUGCUGAGGGAACGCUCCCAGCUUCAGUCACAGCUGGACGAGAAUGAAGAGGAACUCGCUGAUGUGCUGAAGAAGUAUCGAGCGACAGUACAGCAGUUGUCGCAAGAGCAGAUGUCACUGCAGGAGCAAGCGAGCCGCAUCGCUGAGCUAGAGACUGAGCGAUCUUCUCUGCGUGAGCAGCUGGCGGAGCUGUCUACAAGAGUUGAAUCUAUGGAGACCAUGAACGACCCCAACUCCUCCCUGGCUGUCAAACGACUACAGCUGAAAACCAAAGAACUGGAGAGCAAAUUGGAACUGGAGCAGACGACGCGAUCUCGAUUACAAGUGCAAAUAACAAGACUAAAAGAAAACAAUGAGAGGCUUCAAAGCGAAGUAGAAGCAAUGAAAGCAAGAGAGCAUUCGGCUCAAGAAAAAAUCAAAACCUGCAAUCGUCAACUCAGGGAGCUGAGAGAUGAGAAUGUCCUGUUGACAAGCAAAGAGCAAGAGGCGCAGGCAAAGAUGAGAGAGCUGGAGAAGAGUGUUGAUACAGCGGAGUCAGACGCAGCAGCCGCAAGGUCAGACCUGCGUCUGGCUCUGCAGAGAAUUGAAGACCUGCAGUGCGCCAUCGAGGGAGAUAUGGAGGAUGCGGACGACAACUCUGCGGCAUCCUCUGACAGUGACUCAUCUAUAAGGUCCGACGAAGUCUUGACUGCGCGCAGCUUAACAUUGGGUGAUUCUGGUGACAGCAGCUAUCAGUCUGCUGACCGAAGUGGAUCUAGACUGAGAAGACUCAACGAGCCGUUUACGAAAGACUCCUCAAAUGCGUAACAUAGGGGCGAAACCCAGUAUUUUUGCUUCAUGUUAAUUUAUCAUUUACCAUCCCUGUGCUGCUUUGUCCCUAGGAAAUACUUAUGGUACAAAAUAUCAAUCGAAAACACCACAUAGAAUGUAGUGUCGAACUGUUUUUGAGUAUAAUUUAUAAAUUGUUUCACUGUUAUGUAUAGAGUAGUGUAGAUAAGAUAAGAAGGGUCUUGGACUCAAGGAACACACCUCGCUUUUAGUUAUCCAGGCAGACGGUGUGCGGACCAUCGGUUCUUGUUCUUGUAAUGUAUUAUAUAAAUCUGUGUAAAUGUUACAAGUGAUGUAGUAUAGUGUUGCAUCGGGAUUUCCCUUCAAAUGUAUUAUUAGCUUCUGUACCGAUUAAUUUUUGUACAAAUUCCAUCUAAUAUUGUAUUUAAUGUUAAUUCGCUCUCGUUAAAUAUUGUAUUUAUUUUUAGGGGCAGCUAUGUAAUAUAAAGGUUUCUGUAUCAAAUAGAUGUUGUCGAGUUUAAAUAUUUAACUGUUAUAGCGAAUUUUCUAAUCGAGUACUUAUUGUAAUAGAUUUGCUCUCUGAUACCUGUACAAAUGAGAAGUUAGCGGCAAAUAAAUAAAUGAACAUAUAUAUUAUUUUCCUAUCGUGUCAGGGUUUGAAUUGUAGUUAAUCGUGUUUUAUUGUGAUUCUUGAGGGCUGCAAACAACUUGAAUGCCAAGUGAUAGUGCUGAAUUUGCUAUUUAUAAAACAUGGUGGUCCUGUAGCCUGCAGAUGCAAUGUAGAGGAAUUUAUUAUAAAAUUACUUAUUUAUGUAAGUUAUUUUAAGAUUUAGACAUUACGAAUAUCGAUCAAUUUGUAUGUUUAAUUUGUUCGUUAUUUUUACUCGAAUUACUUUGUUCAAACAUAACACUUCAUAGUAAAAUUGUUUAAGCUUUGAAUUGUGAAAUAAAAUUACCUUUUAAAACAUUAAAAUAUGUUUUUCACCGUGGAAUCUUACAUAAUUGUUACUAUGAUAAUACUUUGAAUGGAACAAUGUCAGUGCCUAGCAUUAUUUAUUACCUUAUUAUUAUUAUAUUAAAUUUGUUAAAUUUCCUUGCUCUGUUCGAACUCCUAACCUAGCAGUAUGUUAUUCGUAUCACUUUCUCAACUUUUUCUAUUUUAUUCACUUCUUUGUACUCCAAAAAAGUUGUGAAACACUUAUAAUAUUGGCACUGAUUUCCCUUGUGAGGGUGCUUUACUUUGUUUGUACUUGUUAUGUUAUGGUGUUUAAUAAACUAUUCCAAAACAAUGCUUAUGUUUUUGUAGAUUUAGCUUAUACUUUUUAGUCAUUGAACAAACUAUUCUAAUUGUGGGUUUACUUUACAGGUACUACUUUACAGGUACUAUCCUUAACCCUUUUAGUGCCGUAGCAUCGCUCAUAGCGACGCAAUGUGAUAAUAAAAUAAUAUAUUAAUUGUCAAGCGUCGCUGACGGCGACUCUCAGUAUUUUAUACAGGGUUGGGCAAAUGUGUGGAUACCCCUGGUUAACUUUUUAAUGGGCGACACCAGGAAAACUAAACUCCACAUACCUUCAUAAAAAAUAAAACUGCACUUUUUGGACGGUAUCGCAAUUUUUCCUGGGACCCCAAAAUGGGGUAUUUUGGGGUAGCUCCAAAAUUUUAAAUGUAAAGCCCCAUCGAGUGACACCUCAUUUUAAAGGCCUUUAUUAAAGAAGAAUAUCAGCGAAAACUAGAGGUCUCUAUCUCAACCCAGUACGACAUGGCAAUCAUUUUAAAUUUUCAUCAGCCUGAGAGAAACUUUUAAUGAGGUUAAACUGUACGAUGAAUUUUCAAAUGACCGCCAUGUCGUACUGGGUUGAGAUAGAGACCUUUAGUUUUCUCUGAUAUUCUUCUUUAAUAAAGGCCUUUAAAAUGAGGUGUCACUCGAUGGGGCUUUACAUUUAAAAUUGUUGAGCUACCUCAAAAAAACCCCAUUUCGGGGUCCCGGGCAAAAUUGUUAUACCGACCAAAAAGUGCAGUUUUGUCUCUUAUGAAGGUAUGCGGAGUUUAGUUUUCCUGGUAUAACCCGCUAAAAAGUUAAUAUGGGAUAUUGAUGCCUACAUUUAAGUACCCAUUUAAACACCCAACAACAUACUGGCUUUAAAAACACGUUGUUUUGAUUCAAAAGCUACCGGAUAUCAGUUUUGUAGCAUUUUCGUUGCCUUUGGUCUGUUAGCAGACACCAUUUUAUCCAUUUUCGUCAUAGAUGACAUCUGGUAUCAUCUGUUUGACGUUUUUUUUUUGGUUUUCAAGUUGAAGUUAUGUGUGCGAAUACGGCUAGAGAAGUUUUUCACUAUUUUUUUCUUUUAUACAUUGGCAAAGGUUAUUUAUUAGUAAUGAUAACAAUCUUCACUGACAACAAAGUAAAACAUAAUAGUUAUUUAUAUUACAGAAUUCCAGUUUGGCAUUGCUUAGCAACCACAUAUUUGGGAUUGUUAUAUAUUAUUUUUAUUGAAUUUUUUCAAACUUGUUUGGAACUAAAUUUGAUUAUCUAUACAUCAAUUUUGAUCCGACUGUUAUGUUGAAUAAAAUAAUAAAAUUGUUUAGCAUAACUUAUAUUCAUAGUAACAAUAAAUUUAAAUAAUAAUUUUUGUUUUAAAAAAAUAUUUUUUGGUCCUAAUUUAUUGUGAAAUUUUGUGAUAUCUUAAACCAUUUCAUAGAGAAUUUAUUCAUGCACAAAAUUAAAAAAAUACACAGAAACCUCUAAAAUUGUAUUUUAUAUAAACUACUGCAUUUUCCUUUGAAAUUAGCUCGACAAUUUAUCCAUAAGAAAUAGGCAUGACGGCACUCAAGGGGUUAAUAGUGUAGCAAUGUUUUUUAUACAUCCUGAAAACAUGUUUUGUUGAAAUUCGCCCCAUUUGGAUGUGUAGUUGUUGAGAUAAAACUUAGAUUACAUCUAUUUAUUAUUGAGCAAUUAAUGAUUUCAAAUUAUUUUGAGGCACCAAAGCACAAUGUUAUAUAGUUAUCUAGUUUUUGUAUCCAAACAGUUUUGAUGUUACCAUGUGAAGGGUGUAAUAUAAUUUAUAUUUUCUUUUGUUUCUGGACUUAUACCUUUUAUAGUAGUUUUCAUAUUUAUAUAUUUAACUGAAUUUGUUUUCAUCCUCUCAGUGUUUUAAUAUUUACUUUACCAUUAUAUGAAAUAAAAUGAUUAUU
Messenger RNA from Macrosteles quadrilineatus (aster leafhopper), 9378 nucleotides. RefSeq names its product unconventional myosin-XVIIIa-like. Gene Ontology annotation, cellular component: myosin complex. The record is from RefSeq and is a predicted model, not a curated record. Bases 178 to 6204 code for a protein of 2008 amino acids. NCBI's taxonomy places the organism in Eukaryota, Metazoa, Arthropoda, Insecta, Hemiptera, Cicadellidae. Gene Ontology annotation, molecular function: protein binding; ATP binding; cytoskeletal motor activity. The transcript has 33 exons.